Caenorhabditis auriculariae is the source of this 3452-nucleotide messenger RNA. The record is from the annotation of a GenBank genome assembly. NCBI's taxonomy places the organism in Eukaryota, Metazoa, Nematoda, Chromadorea, Rhabditida, Rhabditidae.
AUGGCGGGUCCGACUCCAGCUAAAGUAAGAAAGGGUAUUCCUGACCGCUGGAUGUAUUGCCCGAAAGUUGGAUCGGUAACAACGUAACCAUGAUCGUGAAAUUCUAAGUUCACUAACUUCAGCUCAUCAUGGAUCUUUUCUUGCCUUUCAAAACUCCUCUUUGUGCGCUAUAUGAUCCCGAAAUCAGUGACAAAAAACUGCGAUUUCACCCCGAAGACGUCAUGAAUCACGUGAACUUAGAUGGAAAGAAGGUCGGCCUCUGGAUCGACCUCACCAAAACAGACCGAUAUUAUUUCUCUGACGAAGUUUCCGUAGCCGUCUUUAUGUUUUCAACAAUGAUCCGUUAUUCAGUUUGCACAGCAAGGAUGCAUAUAUAAGAAACUGCCGCUCGCUGGUCAUAACGCGACUCCAACUCCAGAAGAAACACAAACCUUCAUCGAUAUUGUCACUAAGUUCGAAAAAGUUAGCUACAUCGACUAAGAGUAGUUUCACGUUUAAAUCAUUUCAUUCAGGCUAAUCCAGGCAAGGUCGUCGGCGUCCAUUGCACUCACGGCUUCAAUAGAACAGGCUUCUUGAUUGUCGCCUAUUUGUUCCAUUUGGUUUUUCCAGUGAUUGAAGACUUUCAACUCUUUUUUAUUUAAUAGGGCUGGGCUCUGGACGCGGCGGUCGGUGAAUUUCGGAAGGCGAGACCAGAUGGAAUCUACAAACAGGAUUAUAUCGACGACCUUUUCAAGAGGUUCGGCGACGAGGACGACGACAUCAUUCAGGUAUGCGCCGUUUUUUUUCCCAUUAAAUAAUCACAAAUUCGUGUUUGAAAAACGAGUUCUACUGUUUUGAGAGAAAGCUUGAACUUCACUUGGUAUUUUGUCUUUGAUCUACUUUGGAUACAAAUGAUAAUAACUUCAAACUGUAUUUAGUCGCCUGGCCGUCCACUCUGGGAAAACGGAGAUCCCGGUUCUUUCGAAGCUUCUAACGGAGACGGAGCUUCAACUUCCAGGCAGCAAAAAGCCAGCGGUUCCUCAUUUCUCGAACUUUCAUUUCUAUUAAAAAUAUGUUUCCAGGCAAACAGUUUAUGGACGGCCGCGUGGCUCAUGUUUAUUUGUGUGAAGACGACGUUAAAAAGAAAAUGUUGCAGUCAAAGGUUUGAAUCGAAGUUGAUUUCCUUCUUUCAAGGAAGUUUUUUACAGAUCAGAGAACUCUGCGGUUUCCGAAAACAAGGAUUUCCGGGUCUCCAGCCAGUCUCUCUAUCUCGUGAUAAUCUGAAGAUGUUGGCGAUGGAACCUUAUAAAGUUUCUUGGAAAGCCGACGGAAUGAGGUUUGAACAAAAUGAAGUUGAAUUUUCUUUAUCUUUUAUGAUCGAGUGAAAUAGAAAUACGGAUGGAUGAAUGAGAUUUUUUUUUUCAAAACUUACCUCUAAUUUCAUGAAAAGAAUACACUGAAAGUACCAGCUCACUUAAAACUUUGCUGAAAAUUUUGAAACUGUUUUGAUGAUUGAAAAUAACAAGAACAUAUCUAUUAAAUAAGUAAUUUUUUUUUGAAAACCCGGGACUGAUAAAGAGGAAUGUAAUUAUGUUUUCUUUAUAUUUUUCUUUCCAGAUACAUGGUGUACAUCUACGACAAGAACGAGAUCUACGCUUUCGACCGCGACAACGAAGUCUUCGAAAUCUCGAACCUGCAGUUCCCCGGCAGGAAAGGCGGCCACGUACGGAACACCCUCGUCGACGCCGAAAUGAUCAUCGACAAAGUUCGUUUUUUCACUGUUUUUAAAGAACUCUUUCUGUUUAUUCUCAACUAGAGAACUAAUCAAUUUUUAAUAAUCUUAUAUACGUAUAUUUAAGGUCGAAAUUAAUGGCGUUGUAAAAGAGUUGCCGCGGCUUCUGAUUUACGACAUUAUACAGUUUCAAGUGAGUUUCGUGUUAUCUUGUACCUUCUUCCAUGUGUAUUUUGGUUAAGGAGAUCAAUAUUGCCAAGCAAAAUUUCGACAUCCGAACGGAAUGUAUCCGCAGAGAGCUGAUUUUCCCGCGAAACGAGGCCAUGAAGGUUUUCCGAGAUCUUAACUUUCGGAGCUGAAGAUAAUUCUGCAGAGAGGACAGCUCGACCAAAAUUCGCAGUCAAUGUCCGUACGAAUUAAAGAAUUUUGGCUCAUUGAGGUACAAAAAUAAACGACAGUUUCUCCUAUUGAAUUUUUAAAGGCGGUGGCCAAACUUUUUGAGCCAAAGUUCACUCAAAACGUCGGCCACGAGAUCGACGGCCUCAUUUUUCAGCCGGUCAACCAGGUUUUGAAAAAAGAAUUGUUUUGUUUUCAACUUUAGCUAUUCGAUUUUAGCCUUAUUCGGCCGGACGUUGCGAUACUGUGCUCAAGUGGAAACCUCCUUCUCACAACUCGGUCGAUUUCAAGCUUCAUAUCGAGAAGUAAGUACCAUCUGGAAGGGCCAGGUCUUCUGAGAAAAGUUCAAAAAGUGCUAAACUUUCCCAUGUUUUCUCAGGGUAUUUCCCAGUUAAGGCACAGAACAAAAAAAUUUUUUUUUAUGUAAUAGGUUGAUUCACAGUAGUUGAUGCUCUUUCCAGAGUUCAAAAGGAAGGAUUCUUACCCGAGUACAAAGGACUUCUGUACGUUUUGCACUCGGAUCAGCCCUUCGGAUUCAUGAAAGCGACGAACACUCUGAAGAAAUACGACAACAAAAUCAUCGAGUGCACUCUGAAAAUCGACCACGAAGGAAGGGUGCGGGAGUUUUGAGGGAUGCCUCGAGAAAGUUCCUUUUGCAGCCCAUGGAAUGGGUUUUCAUGCGAGAGAGGACCGACAAGUCCGCGCCCAACGCCUUCACGACGGCGGCCAACGUCGUCGAAACCAUGCUCCAUCCCAUCACCAAAGACUUUCUUUGCACGUAAGUUGCGCUCGUGGAAAAAAACCGGCUUUUUAAGUUCAAAACUUCUAUAUAACAUGCUUCUCAUUGUUUCUUCUCUCUGAAACUCAUUAAAACCGUAGCAGAGAAAAAAUAUUGAAUCGCUAUCAGUAGAUGUAGAUGACACUGGCUGAAGUUAACGGGUGUAAUUUUCGAGUUUUAUCCGUUUCCAGUACUCGCUUUAAUUUAGUAUUACAACGGUAUGAAAUAUUGAUGGUUCAUACUGUAAAUAGUUGCUUGAAAUAUAAUAUACAGAUAUACAUCGCUACGGUGAAGAAAAAGGGGUAAUUCCGCAUAAAAAUCAAAAAGAGGUUUAGAAUUACUUAGGAAGGCUUCAAUUUACCAAUCUACGGAGAAUGGAGUAUACCUUUGCUGUGCAGAUUGGGAUUUUCUAGACCUUUUUUUUUUGAUUUCUAGACUUCAAACCAAAAUAAUCUUCCUUGUGAAUAUAAUCAGAAAUAUUUCAGAUUCAUCGCCAAACAGGGCUUCAAACUGUGUGAGAGAAGACGCGACGCCGGAGACGAACCGCCGCAAAAACGCCCGCGUUAA